AUGACCGCUUCAAUGCUGGAGGAAGAAGCUCGGUUCGGUUCCAGCCCGCUGGCCAUGCUCACUGCCGCCUGCAACAAGUUCGGGGGCUCGAGCCCCCUGAGGGACCCCUCCUCCACCGUGGGGAAGCUGGGCAAUGGACUGGGGAAAAAGCCCUACAGCCCCAGCUCGGACCUGCUUCUGGGUAAAGGCCGGGGAGUCGAGGGCCUGGGAGACCUCUACGCCGGGGGCAGCAACGGACUGAUGUCCCCCUCCAGCCCGCAGGCCUCGACCGUCUACGCCGGUGACUACGGCCCCUUCGGGCACCCCUUCGGAGCAUCCCCUGUCAACCAGGAGCCCCCGCUGCUGCUGGGCAAGGGCCACCCUCCCGCCGACUGCCUCCACGGGGUCUACUCCUCGCUGGACGUGGGCCACCCCUACAGCUCGUGGUACAAGGCCGGCGUCCACCACGGCAUCUCCGGGGCCACCGCCGGCGCCAACGUGGCCCCUCCCUGGUGGGAGGUGCACCCUGCUAACAACUGGCUGGCCCAGCCUGACGGACUCCAGGGACCCUACCAGCCUCAGCCGGCGCCGGUCAACCCGCCGCUCUCCGCCUACGGCACCGACUACGGCGCUGUAAGCCCCUACCCGGGUAUGGGCCUGGGCUCGCCCUCCCCCUCCCCCUCCUCCUCCUCCUCCUCCCCCUCCCCCUCCUCCACCUCCCUGCUGCCACCCAACCAGGAGAUGUACAAGGCCAAAGCGGCGCCCGGUGGCAGCCUGGUGGACGGGCUCAAGCCCCCGCGGACGAGCGGGCCCUACCCCACCGGCGGCGCCCCCCAGGGCAGGUCGGCCUGCGACUGCCCCAACUGCCAGGAGAUGGAGAAGCUGGGCGCAUCCGGCGCCGGGCUGAGGAAGAGGGCCUUCCACAGCUGCCACAUCCCUGGCUGCGGCAAGGUCUACGGCAAGGCUUCGCACCUGAAGGCCCACCUCCGGUGGCACACCGGCGAGAGACCCUUCGUCUGCAACUGGCUCUUCUGCGGCAAGCGCUUCACCCGGUCCGAUGAGCUGGAGCGGCACGUCCGCACCCACACCCGCGAGAAGAAGUUCAACUGCCUGCUGUGCAGCAAGCGCUUCACCCGCAGCGACCACCUCAGCAAGCACCAGAAGACCCACGGCGAGGCCGGCACCGGAGCCCAGGCCACCAAACCCGGCGAGGGCGAGCCCCAGGGGCCGGAGGCGGGCGAGGCCGGCCCCGGGCCCCAGCCCCGGGAACCGGCGCCCCCGCCUCCUCCUCCUCCUCCUCCUCCUCCGCCUCCGUCAGAGAAGGGUGGCCCCCCUCCCCCGGCGCCCGGCCAAGGGGGGCUGCUGGAGAUUUGA
Messenger RNA from Carcharodon carcharias (great white shark), 1353 nucleotides. RefSeq names its product transcription factor Sp7-like. The transcript is spliced from 2 exons. Gene Ontology annotation, molecular function: DNA-binding transcription factor activity, RNA polymerase II-specific; RNA polymerase II cis-regulatory region sequence-specific DNA binding. The coding region runs from base 1 to 1353 and encodes 450 amino acids. NCBI's taxonomy places the organism in Eukaryota, Metazoa, Chordata, Chondrichthyes, Lamniformes, Lamnidae. Gene Ontology annotation, biological process: regulation of transcription by RNA polymerase II. The record is from RefSeq and is a predicted model, not a curated record.